This is a messenger RNA of Glycine soja, 1344 nucleotides long. Its product is annotated as tRNA (guanine-N(7)-)-methyltransferase-like. NCBI's taxonomy places the organism in Eukaryota, Viridiplantae, Streptophyta, Magnoliopsida, Fabales, Fabaceae. The coding region runs from base 79 to 1071 and encodes 330 amino acids. The transcript is spliced from 8 exons. The record is from RefSeq and is a predicted model, not a curated record. Gene Ontology annotation, biological process: tRNA methylation; RNA (guanine-N7)-methylation. Gene Ontology annotation, cellular component: tRNA methyltransferase complex. Gene Ontology annotation, molecular function: tRNA (guanine(46)-N7)-methyltransferase activity.
UCAGCCGAAAAACUAAGGGAAGCAAAGUAACAAAACAACCGAAUAAGAACAAGGAAGUACAACGAUAGAUAACGCUCAAUGGCUUCUUCUUACUGUUGUUCCCGUUUGUUGUUGCAAUCACAGAGUUGGCGACUAAUGUUACGAUUCUCACCCUUUCUCGCCACUUCCCCUCCUUCUUCUUCCCUUUCUUUCUCCUCCAAUUGCCACGUGUCCUCUUCCGCUCAACUAACAACACUUCAACAACAACAACAACAACCCCUUCCGCGAAGCUCACAGCUGGUGGCAUUGGAAUAUGCAGACCUCAACCUCUCUCACAACUUGGAUCUGGGUCACGUCAGGAUAAGGCAGCAUGUUAACCCCCUCAGCUCUUCUCUCUCGGUUCCUGCACAAGUACCAGAAUGGAACCAUGCCUUUGCAGACCCAACAUUGCCACUCAUGGUGGACAUUGGAUGUGGUAACCUGAAUCUCAAUGAUAAUUUAUUGGAUGCAUUUUGUGUGUCUGUUAAGGACUGGGACAGAUCAUGCAGUGGCAGGUUUCUAAUGUGGCUUGCUAAAAGAACUCCUAAAGAGAGAAAUUUUUUGGGAUUGGAAAUACGGCAAAAGAUAGUGAAGCGUGCUGAGUCAUGGGCAAAGGAUCUGGCUCUUGAUAACGUACAUUUUUUGUUUGCAAAUGCAACAAUUUCUUUCAAGCAGUUGGUAGAAUCAUAUCCCGGGCCCUUGGCCUUAGUUUCAAUUUUGUGUCCAGACCCACAUUUCAAGAAAAGACAUCAUAAAAGAAGGGUUCUGCAGAAGCCUUUGGUUGAUGCUAUAGUAGAUAAUUUAAUGCCUGGGGGACAGGUAUUCACACAGUCUGAUGUGUUUGAAAUGGCACUUGACAUGAGAAAUCAGUUUGAUGAAGUUGAAACACUUAAACACAUAGAAGUUUUGAACCCAUCUAUGUUGUGUGACAGUGAAGGGUGGUUGUUAGGCAACCCCAUGGGAAUAAGGACUGAGAGAGAGAUUCAUGCAGAACAUGAAGGUGCAAAAAUCUAUAGAAGAUUGUACCAGAAACCUUGUCCAUGCCAGACAUAAAUGGAGUGGAACACUCAUAUCAGACACACUGCAGUCCACAACACUUCAAAAUCCUAACAAUAUGCUUGGCAUUUUAUUGUGUCUCUCUUUCUAGUCGGUCGUGUUUUGGCCUGAGAUGUGUACUAUCCCAUGAAGUUCACAUAGUGCAAAUAUCAUACCUAGUUGCUUAGGUUUAGGGGUUUGUGUAUUUAUUCAUUUUUAUAUUGUAUUGUUGUAUCGACUAGUACUAUAAUUGAAAAAGUAAUUUUAGGAGUCUUUUUUUAUGUAUCAUUA